Messenger RNA from Puntigrus tetrazona (Sumatra barb), 1520 nucleotides. Its product is annotated as WD repeat domain phosphoinositide-interacting protein 4. The record is from RefSeq and is a predicted model, not a curated record. Gene Ontology annotation, biological process: protein localization to phagophore assembly site; autophagy of mitochondrion; nucleophagy. Gene Ontology annotation, molecular function: phosphatidylinositol-3,5-bisphosphate binding; phosphatidylinositol-3-phosphate binding; protein binding. The transcript has 11 exons. Bases 105 to 1181 code for a protein of 358 amino acids. Gene Ontology annotation, cellular component: phagophore assembly site membrane; cytosol; extrinsic component of membrane. NCBI's taxonomy places the organism in Eukaryota, Metazoa, Chordata, Actinopteri, Cypriniformes, Cyprinidae.
AGGAAACUCGUCGGAUGUUUUAAUUACCUUAAUGGACGAUCAAAUCUAGACCAAAAAAACCCUGAAGAUCUAGGAAAAGCAGCAGUGAACUCUUCUCAGACAUCAUGGCCCAACAGAGAGGAGUAAACAGCCUUCAGUUCAACCAGGACCAGAGUUGUUUCUGCUGUGCAAUGGAAACAGGUGUUCGCAUUUACAACGUGGAACCUUUAAUGGAAAAGGGCCAUUUAGAUCACGAGCAGGUGGGCAGCAUUGCUCUGUGUUCAAUGCUUCAUCGAUCAAACCUCUUGGCCGUGGUGGGAGGCGGCAUCAACCCUAAAUUCUCCGAAAUCUCAGUAUUAAUUUGGGAUGAUGCUCGGGAAGUGCGAGACCCUAAGGACAAAUUAGUCCUUGAGUUCACGUUCACCAAACCAGUGCUGGCUGUGCGCAUGAGGCAUGACAAAAUCAUCAUUAUCCUAAAAAACAGGAUCUACGUCUAUAGUUUUCCCGACAAUCCUGUCAAGCUGUUUGAGUUUGACACUCGAGAUAACCCGAAAGGUUUGUGUGACCUGUGCCCUAGUUUGGAAAAGCAGUUGUUGGUUUUCCCCGGGCACAAAUGCGGCAGCCUGCAGUUAGUGGACCUUUCCAACACCAAACCUGGCACAUCGUCUGCUCCUUUCACUAUUAAUGCCCACCAGAGUGAAAUCGCCUGUCUGGCACUGAACCAGCCUGGCAGUGUGGUUGCGUCUGCAUCUAGAAAGGGCACUCUGAUCCGUCUGUUUGACACCACAACACGAGACAAGCUAGUGGAGCUGCGAAGAGGAACUGACCCUGCUACACUCUACUGUAUUAAUUUCAGCCAUGACUCAUCUUUUCUGUGUGCAUCGAGUGACAAAGGAACUGUGCACAUAUUUGCACUGAAAGACACCAAACUGAACCGACGUUCUGCUUUGGCGCGAGUAGGAAAGGUGGGUCCGGUCAUCGGGCAGUACGUGGACAGUCAGUGGUCUCUGGCUAAUUUCACGGUGCCGGCUGAGUGCGCUUGCAUCUGUGCCUUUGGGAAGAACACCUCCAAAAAUGUCAACUCUGUUAUUGCCAUAUGUGUUGAUGGGACAUUCCACAAGUACGUCUUCACCCCUGAUGGAAACUGCAACCGCGAGGCUUUCGACGUCUAUCUGGACAUUUGCGAUGAUGAUGAUUUCUGAAGCUGGAGAUUGAGCUGUAACUAAUGUAAAAUAGUAGCCUCUUCAACCGCUCGUUGUUCCUGAUGCUUAUUACUGUUAGAUUAUGUUACUGCCUUGUAUGAUUAAUUGUACAUAAAAUCUGCCAAUGAGUAAAUGUCUUGUGAACUUUUAUCUUAUCACUUCACAUGCAGGAGUUUCAAAGUCUGAUCGUUUACUUUUCCUUCAGAGAUACUUAACCUUUGAACACUUGAAUGAUUUCUCAUCAUUCUUUGUUCUGUCAAGGAAUAAGGUUCCUCGGCCUUUAAGGAGCUUUAUUUAUGAAUCAGUACAGCUUUUUGGGACUAAAUAUAUAGAACAGGA